AGCUUUAGCAACUGACGUUGUAAACGAGCAUUUCCUUCAUUUUCAUAGAAAAGGGAAAUGAAAAUUGUUCUUUACCGAAGUUGCUUAUUUUAAUAUUGCUAUGAAUAUUUCUUCAUUUGUUUGAACUUUAUUUACUGAACAACACUCUUUAGAGGUUUUAAAAUCAAGUGUUUAAUAAAUAUAUACAAUGGAUGUCGAGGAGUGUUUAAAAGAAUGGGAAGACUUAGUGGCUGAUUACAAACGUUUAGAAACUUUAAACAAAGAUUAUGUAGCAAAAUUAGAAGAAGUGGGAGAAUUACAAGCAUCAUGUCUGAAAGAACUAAAUCACCAAAGAUACCGCAUGUCAAUAAUAAAUAGCGCCUUGAAAAGAAUGGAAAAGAAGGGUGCAACAAAAGACGAGCGCCUGGCGAACUUAGAAAAGGAAGUGAUGAAGAGGAAAGCGAUGCUACACGAAAUAGAGGCGACUCUCCCCAAACAAAACGGCCUCUACCUCAGGAUCAUACUCGGGAAUGUGAACGUAUCAAUACUUAACAAAAAUGACAAAUUUAAGUAUAAGGAUGAGUAUGAGAAAUUCAAAUUAAUCCUCAGCGCGAUCGCCUUUGUUCUUGCUGUUGCCAACUUGUUCAUAGACUUUAGGCCGCUCCAACUGAUAUUGAUAUUCCUCCUGGUGUGGUACUAUUGCACGCUGACGAUACGCGAGAGCAUCCUCAAGGUGAACGGCUCCAGGAUCAAGGGCUGGUGGCGCCUGCACCACUUCAUCUCCACCGUGGUGGCGGGGAUCCUGCUGGUGUGGCCCCAGAACGAGCCCUGGAACCUCUUCAGGCAUACCUUCAUGUGGUUUAUUGCUUAUAUCAGUGUGGUCCAAUACAUGCAGUUCAGAUACCAGAGCGGCGUGCUGUACCGGCUCAAAGCGCUGGGCGCGCGCCACAACAUGGACAUCACCAUCGAAGGCUUCCACUCGUGGAUGUGGCGCGGGCUCUCCUACCUGCUGCCCUUCCUGUUCGGCGGAUACGUGUUCCAGCUCUACAUCGCGUACACGCUCUACCAGAUCAGCGACCAUCCGGAAGCUACGUGGCAGGUGGCGGCGUUAAGUUUUUCGUUCCUGCUUAUCGGCAUCGGCAACACGGCGACGACCCUCAUAGUGAUACCGCAGAAGCUCAACGAACAGGUGUCAUACCUGGCGGUUUUGUUUCUUAUUUUGCACUGCUGCAACACUUACACGAUACUCCGAACGUUGCGCAAGAAAAUGCAGGGCGAACGGAAACUGAUCUACAAGUUGCGAGCGAUUGCGCACCGCCUCGCCGUCUUGGAUCAAAAAUGGAGGCAGAAUAAAGUUGAAGCAAAGACAUCGUAAGGAUGGUGUGUGGUGAUUGAGACUAUUUGAGACAAAAUUGUAUUAUUUUCUAUCUGAUUAAUCACUAUAGAACUUUAUAUUUUGGUAAAACAGUAUUUCGAUUAUCUAUUUUAUGUAAUGUAAUGUUAUAUAACGAUGUAAAUAUAGUUGGUUAAUUACAUUAAAAACAAUUACAACUUC
Bicyclus anynana (squinting bush brown) is the source of this 1534-nucleotide messenger RNA. RefSeq names its product transmembrane protein 120 homolog. Bases 188 to 1354 code for a protein of 388 amino acids. Gene Ontology annotation, cellular component: membrane. The record is from RefSeq and is a predicted model, not a curated record. Lineage: Eukaryota; Metazoa; Arthropoda; Insecta; Lepidoptera; Nymphalidae. The transcript is spliced from 9 exons.